This is a messenger RNA of Amoebophrya sp. A120, 4183 nucleotides long. The record is from the annotation of a GenBank genome assembly. NCBI's taxonomy places the organism in Eukaryota, Dinophyceae, Syndiniales, Amoebophryaceae.
CUUGGACGCUGCUUUGCGAGUCGGCGCUUUUUUGUUCACAAUGGAAAAUAUUAGUGGGUUCCAGCAGUAUUUCAAAUAGUUCUUGAAAAAUCUCAUCUGUUUGUGACAAUGGGUCUGAUGAGGGACGAUGACCAGCGUCGCAAAAGGGCCAGGGAGUCGAGAAAAAAUGGGCUGCACUAGAGGCAAAACUCAAGAAGGCGGCCGGUGUACGUGCGAAAUGAGAUCAGUACGUGGCUUCAACUAAGUAUAGGGUGAGAGGCCGCGUAAAAAUUCAAGAAGCAUUAAGAAAUCUAUGAUCAUCGCCUGUUGGGACCAAAUUUACUUAAAAAGUAUCGGAAUUCCAUCAAGACUGAUUCAACUCUCGGGCAAACAUGAACGCGCAACAAAAUCCGCAGCAGGUAUCACGCAAGGAGGCGCAGCUGCGGGAGCUCAGCAAGUUACACGCCCUCAGUCGGGACGUGCAGGUGCCGAAGUUGCAGAAGGGGGGCUACACCACAGCAGAUGUGGAGGCUUUCAAGGAAGCUAUCGAUACGCAUGUGGAGCACCACUGGGACACCGCCUACGCGUAUGAAACGUGACAAACACGGUGUAUCGAUGGUGUUAUUUUGUGUCUGAUGGGUGGUCCUUCUCCAUCGAUCUUUAGUGCCAACCUUUACCGAUACCCGCCAUGUGCAUGUAGUCAUGAUAAUUCAUUAUGCCAGCACUGAUUUACACUCGCGUCGCGUGGUUUCAUAAAAUGCGGCAAGAGCGACAAAUCGAGGCAAGAAGUCUAGCAAAGCCAAUGACUUCCGAUCAGAAAAGGAGAUUCGAGGCGGAGCUGGGACGACAGGAAGAGAAGUAGAAGCGCUUGUUUCGUCGCAAUUGUACCUCCUGAAUGCUACUACAUUGUAUGUACUUACUUCCUUACAUUGGUAAUUUCGUGGUGGUUUUAGUUUGCGGUGGCGCUACUGCUAGAUCCCAUCGAUUCAUCGAUCAAAAUUUUUCACAGGCUACUGCAGGCAGAAAUCGGCGGUUGGAGGACGGAUGAUUUUUCCGUGGUGAAGACUCUGGGACAGGGUGGGUUCGGUGUGGUGCGCCUGGUCCAGCACAAACAGUCCAAGGAAGUGUUCGCGAUGAAACAGAUGCAGAAGACGGCUUUCCCGAAGAAAAAUGAUCUGGCCCGCCUAAUGGCGGAGCGCAAGUGUCUUGUGGCACUCGGCGGGAGCGGGGGCCAGUACUUCGUGCAAUUAUACGCCUGCUUUGCGGACGAUCACCACUUGUUUAUGAUCAUGGAGUUUCUGCAGGUACUUGAUGAGACAUCAAAUUAAUAGGCGUGCUUUCGACGUAUGCUGUCCGCUCCUCCCCCAGAAGAGAGCACAUACGUUGGUUAUCUUUGUGCUUCCCGCAACAGCAGCGGCUCGUUGAACAAAAUCGUGUGAAUCUACCAAAUACAGAUUGGCACACACGAAAACGUUUUUCCCGUGAUCGUUUGGCGUUGUCCUACUCGAACUGUUGUUUUUAGUGUCUCAAGAGAAUUAUGGAUCCGUGAGCGAAAAAUCACCUACAGGGGGGUGAUUUGAUCAGUUUGCUGUGUGACAGAAAGCGUUUGUCGGAGGCAGAGACACGAUUCUACAUUGCGGAGCUGAUUGAGGCGCUGGGAUUCAUCCACGAGCUGGGGUUCGUGCACCGCGAUAUCAAGCCCGACAACAUCUGCUUUUCGAGACAAGGGCACUUGAAAUUGCUGGACUUCGGACUUUGCAAGGAGGUGGUCGAUCAUUACAAAGAGUCGGCGGAUUUUUUGAAGCAGCUCCCCUCGCAUCACGUAUUAUAGUGACCUUGUUGCUUUGACCUUGUGCUACGACUGUAGUGAUGUAAGGACCACACUAGUGUUCCUGAGAUAGGAGUAACACAGAAUCAAAAACAAAGUCAAGCGCCACGCGGGUGUGACUGAUGAUAAGUUUUGCUUUGGGAUGAACAGAGCAUCAUCGUACACACAAUUAUUAUGUUAUCUACGUACCUACCAGGUUAUGUACGAUGACAACGAUGAGAAGGUUACGGUUGGGGAGUACCUGCAUUCGCUGGAGCAGGACAAGCGGCGCCACUUGAACAGUUGGGUCGGAACACCACAGUACAUGGCACCAGAAAUUGUGAAUCGCGAAACAUUAUCCGCUGCAAAAUAUGGCAAUAGUUCAGGAAAAGAGCUGCAGGACAACUACUUUGGUCAUGUUCGCCUUUGUUUCCGGAAGGUUGGCUCGCUGAUGUUUUGUACCCUUCAUGACGAGUAGCACGGAUACACUUCAGAACCUAAAUUGCUGUGACUCAUGCACAGCUCUUCUGUUUUUAGCUUCAUCAUAGACAACCAAAUUUGCAAGUCACGCAACACAACUGCAUGCUCCCUGAAGUGGAAGCCGAAAUUACAAUGCAUUACCCUACACAAAGGCGGUGGACUUUUGGGCUGCUGGCGUCGUCAUGUAUGAUUGCCUGGUGGGCUCUACCCCGUUCAACCCACGCGUGGGCGAGGCAGAGCCGCCACAGAUCCAGAAGGCUGAUGCGGUACUUCGUGUACGAGUCUCUUCGCCUGUUUUGAUUUGAUCUUGUUGUUCUACAUAAUGGUUCAUCGAGGCUGCGUGGCUGUUUUGAAAUCUAUCUGCUGCUGGUUUCCGAGAUGAAAUUAUGCUUACGUGAGUGUGUGCUCACUACAAUCCAGUAACUUCCUAGUAGCGUCGAAUGACAAUAAGAAGUUUCGAUCGACGAUGAUGUGUCUCGUUCGUCAGGUGACCCGUGUGAUUUACAAGAUCCAAAAGUGGCAGCACUACUUCGGCAAAGCGGUCCAGCGGGGGCGACAGGCCGGCUAUCUGAAGGACCCGGCGGUUGAGCUUCUCAACAGUUUGGUCACACCGGUGCAGCAACGGCUCGCCUUCGCGCAGAUCAAGCAGCACAAGUUUUUCCAGAACCUGCAGUUCGGCAACCUCUACCAGCAGACGGCGCCGAUUAUUCCGAAGGUGAGUUCGACGCUGGACACCAGUAAGUUCCCGCAGCACAAGGAGACGCCACUGCCGCACUGGCAGAACCUGUCUCGCUAUCAACUGCAAAUAUGUAGUCUGGGUCUGGAAGAAGAAUGUAGACGUUUAUCAUACAGCUUGUGGACCUGCAAAUAGUUCUGGAAAGCACGCAGAGCCUGACAAGAUGCGCGGAGGCCUCUCCAUGCCUAGUCUCUGCAUGAGAAAUGCGCUCUUGGGGAGACAAAAAGUGCGCGCUUGUUGAUUUCUGACUACGCAAUACAGAGGGUUGUCUUUCUACUUCAGCCACAGCUGCAUCACAAGUUGCAGUGUUCCAGACGCAGACAUAGUUGCAAUGCACACUCGCACGAUGGACCGCAUCCGCUACGAAAACUUCGACUUCGUUUCCACCGUGAACACGGUCAAAACCCCGCCGCAGGUGGCGCAGGCCAUCCGCGCGGAACACCAGAUGCCCACCCUCCUGAGCUCCAAACCCGGAAACGCGCACGACGCCCACUCCGCUCAGAAGCGUAUAUUAUAGACAUAAACCAAUUUUUUCUUUGCCCGCUGUACACGGUGGAUCGAUACACAUGCUCAUGCAUGGUGUAGUAAUUAUCUGUGGGCCACGGCCACUAUCGAAUUCAAUUUAUCAAGCCCAGUUUGCAUGUUUGUUCUUGAGAAUCAAAAUCCACAAUCCUGUGAAUAUUCACAAUAUUCUGCAGCUACAAUUACGAACAAACUUCCGAACGCCGCUGCCCGCAACGGACACAACACGCGUCUUGUGCCGAAUGCCGCUAACCGCCGAUAAGAUCGCUUUCCAAGAAAGUAUAGACGGUGUGAGUCUUUUUACCAUGUAAAACAAAAAAGUCUACAUAAUUUCCAAUGUUUUUUCACUAGAAUUUGUUUCUUUGGUUUCACUUUUAAGUUGUGCCCAUCAAGAUUCGUCUCUGUUUCAAAAAAUGAAAUUUUCUCACAAAAGUUUUUGAACUGCAGACGCCGGAUGCUCGUGCCAGCAUAGUGCAUGUUCUAGAUUUUGUAUCCUUUGCUCUACAGACCCUGAACAUUCUUAUAUUCUCCAAUUGGUUUCAGUUUCACCGCUCGGACUACAGUCAUUCAAUUUUGGACAUACUACAUCAUCAACGCAUGAGCGUAUCAGAGCUUGCUCAGAUUUUUGCUUUUGGCGAAGCAUAGAGGCAAACGCAAAU